Engraulis encrasicolus (European anchovy) is the source of this 774-nucleotide messenger RNA. Its product is annotated as zinc finger protein 239-like. The record is from RefSeq and is a predicted model, not a curated record. The coding region runs from base 1 to 774 and encodes 257 amino acids. The transcript is spliced from 2 exons. Gene Ontology annotation, cellular component: nucleus. Lineage: Eukaryota; Metazoa; Chordata; Actinopteri; Clupeiformes; Engraulidae. Gene Ontology annotation, biological process: regulation of gene expression.
AUGGAAAAGAGGCAUAAGAGGCCGUCGAGAACGAAGAGGAGAGGAAGAGGAUCACACCGCCUACCCUCAUCCACAACUCUCCCAGAAGAGACAGGCUUCAAUUGCUCCGUUUGUGGCAACGGCUUCAAGUGCAAAAGCAGUCUGACAGAACACCAGAGGAUCCAUACAGAGGCAAGGCCAUACCAGUGCUCUCUCUGUGGAAAGAGUUACCUGGCGAAGACAUCUUUGAAGAGACACCAGUUGAUCCACACUGGAGAAAAACCUUACUGCUGUGGACAGUGUGGCAAGUGUUUUUCACGUAUUGGAGACCUCAACGCGCACAAGCGCAUUCACACUGGACACAAGCCCCAUCGCUGUGGAAUGUGUGGGAAGGGUUUUUCUCGUGCAGACUAUCUCAAAUAUCACCAACACCUUCACACAGGAGAGAGACCAUACCAAUGUAAACAGUGUGGCAAGAGCUUCUCGCACGGACACACUCUCGCUAAACACAAGCUGAUUCACACUGGAGAAAAGCGCUACCACUGCAGUCAGUGUGGCCGGCGGUUUACUCAAUCAGGAGAUCUCAAACUGCAUCAGCUCAUUCACACAGGAGAGAAGCCAUAUCGCUGCGCACUGUGUGGCAAAGGUUUUUCUCGGCCAGCUCGCCUCAGAGAUCACCAGCACCUUCACACGGGAGACAAGCCCUACCAAUGUGGACAGUGUGGGGAAUGCUUUUCACAGUCGUGUGCUCUGAGACGGCACCAGCAAACUCACAAGGGUCACCAAGCACAAUAA